AUGAAGGGAGCAGUCAUCUCAGUGUUGGUUGUGCUAGCCAUGGUUCAAUUCAUGGUGAAGCCAGGGGAGGCCGUCACCUGUGCUGAUGUGAACUCAGACUUGGCCCCCUGCGUUAGUUUCCUUACUGGAAAGGGAGGUGGCGUUCCUACGCCGCUAUGUUGUUCCGGGGUGUCCAAAUUGAAGGACAGCGCUCCAACCGUUGCUGAUAAGCGUGCUGCAUGUGAUUGUGUCAAGCAAGCUGCCACUCGCAUCCCAGAUAUAAAGGAGGAUGCUGCCUCCUCUCUCCCUACAAAGUGCAACGUUCAAUUGGAUAUUCCCAUCUCCAAGAACUUCAACUGCGCAGAGUAA
Molecule: messenger RNA, 348 nt
Organism: Dovyalis caffra
Lineage: Eukaryota; Viridiplantae; Streptophyta; Magnoliopsida; Malpighiales; Salicaceae
Source: the annotation of a GenBank genome assembly